This is a messenger RNA of Drosophila suzukii, 2718 nucleotides long. It is a transcript of the gene Strica, whose product is annotated as Ser/Thr-rich caspase. NCBI's taxonomy places the organism in Eukaryota, Metazoa, Arthropoda, Insecta, Diptera, Drosophilidae. Gene Ontology annotation, biological process: proteolysis; positive regulation of neuron apoptotic process; apoptotic process. Gene Ontology annotation, cellular component: cytoplasm. The record is from RefSeq and is a predicted model, not a curated record.
UACUAGUUUGAGUUUUAAGUUUACCUCUGCACGAAAUAAGCUGUUAGCCCAUGCAUGUACAUUUCACAUAUGUAAAGCGAGACCUGGUUAUCAGCCACGUCCACAUUGGAGAGCAGAUAACACACAUGACUGUGUGCAAUUAGGACAGUGGCGUAGUGCCCUGGAGUCAGAUACAAUCAAAUCAGAGCGGCAGGGGGUUUCCGAUGAAUAAGCCUCUUUAUCUUGCCUUUCAGUGUCGCGAGAACUGUCGAGUGGAGCACAAGAGCGUCACAAGCUACAGCGGUACAGCGAGAAAGAAAGAUUAAGGUAGAAAGACCAAGCACACAAGAACCGGAGGUACAAUGGGUUGGUGGAACAAAAAAAGCGAAACGGAUCGUAGCCCGCCCAGCCAGGCACUGGUGCUGCAGGACCCCCGUACCCGCGUGAAGACCGCGAGUGCUAGCACCAAGACGACCAACAGGGCAGUGCAGAACUCUACCAUCACGGACAGCAACAAGCAGACGAUCACCUUCCUCUCCACCCGCCAGACGGUGACGCACACGCAGCGGGCGCUUGUCACGGAGACAACUACGCGGCGCACGCCCAGCCAGGCGGAGUUGGAAGCGCUCUUUGCCCAAAUGAGAGUAGGAGGCGAGGGAUCCCGACCGCCCAGUCUGAACGGAGUCUCCCUCCGCUCCACUCAGGCAUUCAAGGCCACGUCUGGCAAGCGUUCCAGCACGCUGGUCAAGACCGAGCAAACGACUGUCACUAAGAAGACCGGACACACGAUUACCAAGCACCUGGAGACGCACCAUGUAGACCUUAAGGGAAAGGUCAGUAAGACCAACUGGUCGCCGUUCACUCCCACGGCUAACAGUUCGACCUCCACCUACGUCUCACCCUACGCCCAGAUACCGAACCUGGCCAUAACCUACACAUCUCCGCACGCCAAGACACCAGGAAUCACUAGCACCUUCGCGAACUCCGUUACGAGGGUGUCCAGCACCCCCAAGCCAACGUCAUCCAGUUCCUCUUUUAUAAGCUUUUUAAACUCCGAUCAAAAACCUGAUAAGCCGCUGACGUUCACUGCAACGCCAAAACCCUACAUCAGCAUGGGCUCAUCAGCGACCAGCGCCGUGCCCAAGGUCUCUGAACCUGCGUACAACCUCGACACUCAGGGCACCAAUCCAAUCAUCUUGACUCCCUCAAAGUGUAGCCUAACCAAGAGCAAACUAAAACCCGCUAGGGUGUAUAUCUUUAAUCACGAGCGGUUCGAUAACAAGAACGUCUUCCGUACGGGAAGUGGCCAGGAUGUAAAGGUCUUGCGAUCCACCUUCGAGCAGUUCAAAUGCAAGGUGGAGAUCAUUACGGACGCCACUCUGGCCACCAUCAAGCGGACUGUGCGAAUGCUGGAAACCAAGGAUUUCGAGGACAAGAGUGCUCUGGUCUUGGUGAUGCUAAGCCAUGGAACGCGCCACGAUAGAAUUGCGGCAAAAGAUAAUGACUAUUCUUUGGAUUACGACGUCCUCUUCCCCAUCCUGCGCAACCGGACGCUAAGGGACAAGCCUAAGCUACUUUUUGUUCAAGCCUGUAAGGGCGCCAACGAGCUGGGUGGUUUUAUGACGGAUGCUGCUCAGCCCAAUGGGUCUCCAAACGAGAUUCUGAAGUGUUAUAGUACCUACGAGGGAUAUGUUUCCUAUCGCACGGAGGACGGCACUCCAUUUAUUCAAAGUUUGUGUGAGGCCCUCAAUCGGACGGGCAAGACCUCAGAUAUCGACACCAUAAUGACCAAUGUGAGGCGCGUUGUUAAAAUGCAAACCAGCCAAAUCCCAUCUGUUACCAGUACGCUCACCUCUAAGUACGUUUUUGGAGAUUACAUCUGAUCAUACUAGUACGGUCACCUCUGUUUACGUUUUUGGAAAUGAAAUCUGAUCAUUAAUUACACCCAGACAAAAAAUUACCUAAAAUGCCCAGAAAUGGGCUACAAUUUAGGUAAAGUUGGCCUUAACCUGGAGCUAAGUCCUUGAAUGACCUGUGGGUCACACAUGGCCUAAAAUGUAUGCAACUUUUAGAUAAUUGACUGCCUAAAAAUAAUAUUUAUGGUACAAAAAUAAUUUGUUUGAGCUUACAAAAGCAUUUUGCCACAGAAUAAAACCAUUCGGACUUGGCUCAGGGGGUGCGUCCCGACACUUUAUUGUUCUCGGGGUUCGAAGUUCGAGUCCUGCCCAAAGACCAUUUUAUUUUAUUUUUCUUUUCUAAUAAGUAAAUCAGAUAGAUUUUUCAAUACAAUAUUUUAUUUAACAAUUGCUUAGGAAAUAUUUAACAUGUUUCCUCAAGACUUUUGACUUACUCCUGCCCUAGCGGGUAUGCGAUCCGGGGUCCUCUCACAUCAGGGGCAGACGCCUUACCAAUUUAGCAAUCGCACCAUGUUACGAAUGAGCGUGUAAGUUCAAGUCAUAAGUAACGCAUCGGACUCUCGUGUGGAAGACCCCGAACCGAUUACCACCGCGGACUAAAUAAAAAUGAUUGUUUUUUUAGGGAGAUUAAAUAAAAAAAAAAAAAUGAAAUAAAUAAAUUGUAUUAAUAUCAUGAGUAAAAAUUUAACAUUUUUUUAAGCAAUACCCAAUUUUUAGGGCAUAUUGGCCUAAAAUGUUCAAUUUUGUAAUAACACGUCUCAGUUAAUUUUUCUUAAAAUUGUACCUUAAAUAAUUUUAAUAAAUACAAUUACAGACAUAUUAA